Molecule: messenger RNA, 1889 nt
Organism: Corylus avellana
Lineage: Eukaryota; Viridiplantae; Streptophyta; Magnoliopsida; Fagales; Betulaceae
Product: histone deacetylase 19
Biological process (GO): epigenetic regulation of gene expression
Cellular component (GO): nucleus
Molecular function (GO): histone deacetylase activity
Source: RefSeq, a predicted model, not a curated record
UGUACAACAAUUAUACUCCUCUAAAUAUUGAAAUUAUCGGUGAUGACGAUGACAUCUUAUUUGUUUAAUAGCCACAUUUAUUCUUCUUCUUCUUCUUCUGGUGCAUUGGCAGUGGCCGAUUGGUUCAUUCAGUAACGAAGACGAGCUAAAGCUAUUGAGGCCACUUUUACAAAGAAAUCAUCUUUCGGGUUGUUUGACUUAUAGGAGAUCAGUUGCCAUUAACAAUAAGACAAAGAGUUGACAUAUAGAUAUAUGGAUUCUGGAGGAAAUUCCCUACCUUCUGGGGCUGAUGGGGUGAAGAGAAAAGUGAGUUAUUUCUACGACCCAGAGGUUGGCAAUUACUAUUAUGGGCAGGGUCAUCCUAUGAAGCCACAUCGAAUCAGAAUGACACAUGCUCUUCUUGCGCACUAUGGAUUGCUUCAGCACAUGCAGGUUCUCAAGCCAUUUCCUGCCAGAGAUCGGGACCUUUGCCGCUUCCAUGCUGAUGAUUAUGUAUCAUUCCUGAGGAGUAUUACACCCGAAACACAGCAGGAUCAGCUCAGGCAACUCAAGCGCUUCAAUGUUGGUGAAGAUUGCCCCGUUUUUGAUGGUCUCUACUCCUUCUGUCAAACAUAUGCUGGUGGUUCAGUUGGUGGUUCAGUCAAGUUAAAUCAUGGUCUCUGCGAUAUUGCUGUAAACUGGGCUGGGGGGCUGCAUCAUGCUAAGAAGUGCGAGGCCUCUGGAUUUUGCUAUGUGAAUGAUAUUGUCCUCGCAAUUCUGGAGCUUCUUAAACAGCACGAGCGUGUUUUAUAUGUGGAUAUUGAUAUCCACCAUGGGGAUGGUGUGGAGGAGGCGUUUUACACCACUGACAGGGUCAUGACCGUUUCAUUUCAUAAAUUUGGAGAUUAUUUUCCUGGUACGGGGGAUGUACGUGAUAUUGGAUAUGGGAAAGGGAAAUACUACUCCCUUAAUGUUCCAUUGGAUGAUGGGAUUGAUGAUGAGAGCUACCAUUGUUUGUUCAAGCCAAUAAUUGGGAAGGUGAUGGAAGUCUUUAGGCCUGGUGCCGUGGUUCUCCAGUGUGGUGCUGACUCUUUAUCUGGGGACAGACUAGGAUGCUUCAAUCUUUCUAUCAAAGGUCAUGCAGAGUGUGUCAGAUUUAUGAGAUCGUUCAAUGUCCCACUAUUGCUGCUGGGUGGUGGUGGUUAUACCAUUCGAAAUGUUGCUCGGUGCUGGUGCUAUGAGACAGGGGUUGCACUUGGAGUGGAAGUUGAUGACAAGAUGCCACAACAUGAGUAUUAUGAGUAUUUUGGUCCAGAUUAUACUCUUCAUGUUGCCCCAAGUAACAUGGAAAAUAAGAAUUCACGCCAAUUAUUGGAUGAUAUACGGGCUAUGCUUCUUGAUAAUCUCUCAAAGCUUCAGCAUGCACCCAGUGUCCAAUUCCAGGAAAGACCUCCUGAUACUGAGCUUCCAGAGGCAGAUGAAGAUCAAGAUGAUGGAGAUAAGAGAUGGGAUGGGGAUUCCGAUAUGGAGGUUGAUGAUGAGCGAAAGCCUUUAUCAAGCAGAGUAAAGAGAGAAGUUGAACUUGAGCCCAAAGAUCUGGAGGGCCAAAAAGGAAAUGAAGAGAAUGCCAGAGGCUUCAAUACAGCAGCAGAAGAGGCUACAUGCGCAAAGGAUUUAGAAAUGGGUUCUCUACCGGUUGAUGAACCUAGCGUGAAAAUUGAACAGGAAAAUGUGUAUAAGCCAGCUAAUUAAAUGUAACCUAAGUUGUGUUACAAGAUCAUUCUAGCUCCACUUGUCGAUCUCUGAACAUGGUCAUGUAGACAGUGGCAUAUAAUCAACUGUAUUUUAUGGGGAAUUGAAAUAUAAAUGAUCUAUUGGGCCAGAAUACAUCAAGCGGGGAUUAUCGUGCA